Molecule: messenger RNA, 3115 nt
Organism: Jaculus jaculus (lesser Egyptian jerboa)
Lineage: Eukaryota; Metazoa; Chordata; Mammalia; Rodentia; Dipodidae
Gene: Psip1
Product: PC4 and SFRS1 interacting protein 1
Exons: 16
Coding region: 268-1860 (530 amino acids)
Biological process (GO): regulation of transcription by RNA polymerase II
Cellular component (GO): nucleus
Molecular function (GO): transcription coregulator activity; double-stranded DNA binding
Source: RefSeq, a predicted model, not a curated record
GGCGGCGGCAGUGGCGGUGGCUAGUGUCGGCCGUUGAGACGCCUCUGCGGCAGCUGGUGGCGCAGGUGGCUCUCGUGGACGCGGGCAGAGGCGGCCAGCCCGCCACCGCAGCCCCAGCACCCGCGCCUCGGCAGCCGCGUCUCAACGCCCCGAGGCAUCCGUCCCCGGCCCCCCGAUCCUGGGCUUCCAUCCGCCCUCGCACCUCUAGGUCCCCACCCGAGCUCACCACCUUCUGGCUUCAGGACCCCAGGCUUCGCCCCCGGAAAGAUGACUCGCGAUUUCAAACCUGGAGACCUCAUCUUUGCCAAGAUGAAAGGUUACCCUCAUUGGCCGGCUCGGGUAGAUGAAGUUCCUGAUGGAGCUGUAAAGCCACCUACAAACAAACUACCCAUAUUCUUUUUUGGAACUCAUGAGACUGCAUUUUUAGGACCAAAGGAUAUAUUUCCAUACUCAGAGAAUAAGGAGAAGUAUGGCAAACCAAAUAAACGAAAAGGAUUUAAUGAAGGUUUAUGGGAGAUAGAUAACAAUCCAAAAGUGAAAUUUUCAAGUCAGCAGACAUCAACUAAACAAUCAAAUGCAUCAUCUGAUGUUGAAGUGGAAGAAAAAGAAACUAAUGUUUCAAAGGAAGAUACUGAUCAUGAAGAAAAAGCCAGCAAUGAAGAUAUGACAAAAGCUAUUGACAUAACCACUCCAAAAGCUGCCCGACGAGGAAGAAAGAGAAAGGCAGAAAAACAAGUAGAAACUGAGGAGGCAGGAGUGGUAACAGCAGCAACAGCAUCUGUUAAUCUGAAAGUGAGUCCUAAAAGAGGACGACCUGCAGCUACGGAGGUCAAGAUUCCAAAACCAAGAGGCAGACCUAAAAUAGUAAAACAGCCCUGUCCUUCAGAGAGUGACAUGGUUGCUGAUGAAGAUAAAAGUAAGAAAAAGGGGCAAGAGGAAAAACAACCUAAAAAGCAACUUAAAAAGGAAGAGGAAGGCCAAAAGGAAGAGGAUAAGCCAAGAAAAGAACCAGAUAAAAAAGAGGGGAAGAAAGAAGUUGAGUCAAAAAGGAAAAACUUACCUAAAACUGGGGUUGCAUCAACUUCUGAUUCUGAAGAGGAAGGAGAUGAUCAAGAAGGUGAAAAGAAGAGGAAGGGUGGAAGAAACUUUCAGACUGCUCACAGGAGGAAUAUGUUGAAAGGGCAGCAUGAGAAAGAAGCAGCAGAUCGAAAACGCAAGCAGGAGGAACAAAUGGAGACAGAACAGCAGAAUAAAGAUGAAGGAAAGAAGCCAGAAGUUAAGAAGGUGGAGAAGAAGCGAGAAACAUCAAUGGAUUCUCGACUUCAAAGGAUACAUGCAGAAAUUAAAAAUUCACUCAAAAUUGAUAAUCUCGAUGUGAACAGGUGCAUUGAAGCCUUGGACGAGCUUGCUUCACUUCAGGUAACAAUGCAACAAGCUCAGAAGCAUACAGAGAUGAUUACAACCCUGAAAAAGAUACGGCGAUUCAAGGUUAGUCAAGUUAUUAUGGAAAAGUCUACAAUGUUGUAUAACAAGUUUAAGAACAUGUUUUUGGUUGGUGAAGGAGAUUCUGUCAUCACACAAGUGCUAAAUAAGUCUCUUGCUGAACAAAGACAGCAUGAGGAAGCAAAUAAAACCAAAGAUCAAGGGAAGAAAGGGCCAACCAAAAAGCUAGAGAAGGAACAACCAGGUUCAAAGUCUGUGAAUGGAGGAUCUGAUACACAAGAUAUUAAUCACCCACAACACAAUGGUGACAGCAAUGAAGAGAGCAAAGACAGUCAUGAGGCCAGCAGCAAGAAGAAGCCAUCUGGAGAAGAGAGAGACACUGAACUAUCUUUGAAGGAUUCUACCCUGGAUAACUAGGUUGACAGAUCCAGUAUAAAAAGAACCAUUUAUGAUGUUUUUAAUGGUUUCAUAUAGACUGUGGAAAGUUUUAAAUUUUUAUAAGCAUAGGUUUUGAUGUUUAAGACUUAUUUUGGGGGGGGCAAAAAUUCCUUUAUCUUGUUGAAAAGUAAUUAAACAUUGCUAAUCGUAUUUGUGCAGUAUUAACCAGCUACAUUAUAUAGUAAAUAUGGGGGAAAUCCACUUAUGUUAAACUGCUUUUCAGACAUUGGUUGUAGCAUAUUUCUGGUGUGUAUAGGUUAUUGUGUAAUUGUUGGUAGAACAAUGUUACAUUUUUAAAAACUGCUACUUGUAUAAAUCUUUACUCUUUUCCCAAAUACUGUGGGUUUUGUGCAUAGUUUUUACAAAUCUUGGAUUUGCCAGACUGUCUUUUCACUGUUGGUGGGUUUUUGUACAAGUUGGGCAUUUUUAUGGUUGAUAAAAUGAAAGCAACAUUUUAUCAGAAGUUCCUUUUAAUCUGUCUAUAUUGUGCUGCCUCUUUGUAAACAAGGGUGUGGUCUGUACUGUUUUUUUGUAAUACAACUAGAUGUCCAACUGAUUGCUCUAGAAGAUAUAAAUUCAAGUUAACUUUUGAAGGUAACUUAGUUUUAUGGCUGCAAAUGAAAUAAAGUUACACAUUUUCCUUCAGACAAUACACUGGGUAUAAAUAGGAAAUUAAUCUGAUUGCAGGUUUCAAGAAUAUGAGAUCCUUUAAAACCUAGUUUGCUUUUUACAUCAUUAGUAAGUUUCUAAGUAAUACUCUUUAAGGAAUUCAGAAUAUUUUUUUAAUUGGAAAAAAAAAAUCCCUGCUUAUGUGAUAAAUUUAAAUAAAUGCUAUAUAAGGAACCUAACCUGUUUGAAAACAUGUCAUAUUAGAAAGGAAUGUGUAAUUCAUUUCUGCAUGAUACAUGUAACAGGACUAUAGCCAAGACAGUCCCUCAGAGUGAACCAGUGUUGAUGAAAAAUAAUUGAGUGUUAGGUAUAGGUAGAAGGAUACAUUCUUGUUUUGAAAUUUUGUGGUAAAGUGACUUAAGACAGUAUUUGUGUGUGACAUGCAAUAUGUAUGUUCUGACUCCCAAUUUACACAUAGAAACUGAGUCAGUUCAGUAACUGUUUUGAGGGAACCCUGUAAUGUUAUAAUAAGUCUUCAGUUUUAACUUGGACAGAAUUUAUUCUAGCUAAGCCAUAAGCAUUGAUGUGUAAACUUGGUUUGAUUAAAGAAUUUUUUUUAACCAAA